GGCUUAUGGGGCGACAAGUGCAGUUUCACAACAGUAAUAAUAAUAAUAUUAGGUAAUAACGUUGUCAAAAUUUCAAACAUUGCCGUUCUUAUCAGUCGUCUAUAACCGUUAAAAAUUGUAAAUUGGAAUACAGCCGAUUAGGAAUUUAGGAUCUCGUAUAGUUAUAUAGUCGUAUUCUCGUGAUAUAUUAUUGAUAUUCUUCUUUAAUCUAUGAUAUUGAUAUAGCCGGUUCGCGGUUUUCUGUGAAUUGUAAUGCCGCACGCCCGUACUCGUUAUGCAGUACCUACCUACUUAGUAUUCGUCAACCGUACGGAUAUUUGAAUAUCGUGUUUUCCGUGUCCGAUGGUCUCAGCGUCCUCGAUCUCCAUUGUCGUUGACCGUUGUAAAUUGUAAUACCCACCCGUGGAUGUCGAACCCUACCGGACGUGAACGAAUCGAACAACAGGUACUUCCGACCGAACUUUGAUUAUAGACAUUGAUCCAUUCGGCGGCCGCGAACCAGGUAGGUUUUCAUAACGUUUUUCGUCCCACUCGUCCGCAGACUAGUGAUCACAGGCAUACCGUUAGUUGCCAGUUAGUUGUCCAAUUUGGUGGCUCCGUAACUUUCAAUUCUUUCUGGUUUGCAAAGUAGUUGUACGCAAUGACUAAAAUAUCAACAAACGUGUCAGAUGUGUACGAUCGCAUGUCGGAGUCUUUGAACGGCUACAACAACAUCAAGUAUAUGCCGUAUCGCAUUGCCCUGAAAUUGACUGUCUUGCAAAAAUACACAAGCCUGGAUAAAGUGUCAUUGUAUGUUAUAAAUGGUGUUUAUGAACAGCAUAAAGGAAAAAACCUGAAUCUCAUCGAUAAAGUUGUGUUGGAUGAUAUUGUAUCUGAUAUCUAUUUUGCGGUCCAAAAAGAGCACUCAGGCUUAUCCUUUGAUGGAGAAAUAGUAUCUAACGUUUUAGUUCAGUUGUUGGGACAAAUAUUUUCAAAGUAUACAAAUAAACAAAUCAACUUGAGGUCUGCUCUUAAUGUCAUAGCUUGUUUAUCAUGUGAUAGACUUCGUGUACGAUUGGGUUAUAUGUUCCAGUUAAAUUGUCUUAACAAUGAACUUGGUUUAACAAAAGAAUGUUUUAGAAAUUUUUUAAGGGAUCUCAGUUUAUUACUGAACUUUCUUUCAGAAAAAAGUGUGUUUGAGUCCUCCUCCAUUAACAAUAUUAUUGUUAAUUGCUUCCAAAAUUUAAACAACCCAAACUAUAUGACCGAAGCUGAAUUCAUGCAAUGGUUUAUGACUGAGCCGCCAGUAUUAGAAUGGUUACAAAUAUUGUAUAGAAUAAAAAUGGCAGAAAAUGUCAAUCAUGAAGUGAACUGUAAAGUUUGCAAAUUACCUGUGAAAGGUUUACGCUAUUUUUGUCUAAAAUGUGUAAAUUAUAAUCAAUGCCAAAACUGUUUUUUGAUUGGCGCCAUUAACAAAAAACAUAAAUUAAAACAUGCUAUGCAAGAAUAUUGUUGGCUGGAAACACCCCAACAGUUAUACACACAAUACUUAAAAUCCUAUUUAGGAAGAAUUUUUGGUUUAACAUCAAAAAUUAGGUAUCUUCCUGUUGAGAUGCCUAUUGAUGUUAUUGAAACAAAACAAAAUGCUAAGGAAUUCAGUAGUAUCUCAAUUGAUUCCAUCACAGUGAAAUCACCUCGUCAAGAAUUGCAGAGUGUUAUAUCACAAAUAGAAAGAGAAAAUAGACUGUUGGAGAUUGAAGUUAAUACGUUGAAACGAGGUGAUUCUCAGUUUGAAGCGUUUUUAGACCAACACCGGAGCAAAAUCGAAAGACAGUUGAUACGUCUAAAACAAUUAAAGAACCAUUUGAGUGGUACGUUUGGACGUGGAAAGAUGAAGCGUAUGCAGAGCACGCCGCUCAUCAUGUCGAGGCCUGACCGCAAGGGUGACGGAAUCGCUGCCGUCAACCUAAGUCCAAUAUUUUCUGCCGAGGCGUCGUCGCGUGCAGUGCACAGCUGCACUGGUCUGGAUGCACUCAGCACGUUGUACGGCGAGAGGACGGCCGGAGAAGGUUUGGCCGCCGAGCCGAACGAGUUUUCUUACUGGUUGGGCCCGAAAAUCGCCGCCGCCAACAACCGAGAAUUGGAAGGAACUUACAUCGAAAAACCUGACCAAAUCGACAAAGAAAACCACUCUGCGGUGGCCGCUGCCGUGUCAGCCAGAUCCGAGCCCGAACCGUCACCGUCGGUCUUAUCUGACAUCCUGAACAGGCCGUCAGGUGGUGGUGGUAGUGGAGGUGGCGGCGGUGGUGGUGGCGGGCCCAAGUCUCCUGAUAAAAUUUCCAUUACGGUCAACAAACAGUCUUCGGUGUGGCUCAACGCCAGUAGAGACUAUGCCAGAGAGCCAACUGACGACAAGGACAUGGACGAAUUGCACACCGAACUAGAUAAGAUUUUGGACCAGUUACAGAAACUCGUGACUUAGAUGAAAA
Myzus persicae (green peach aphid) is the source of this 2468-nucleotide messenger RNA. Its product is annotated as dystrophin-like. Gene Ontology annotation, cellular component: plasma membrane. Gene Ontology annotation, biological process: synaptic signaling. The record is from RefSeq and is a predicted model, not a curated record. Gene Ontology annotation, molecular function: zinc ion binding. NCBI's taxonomy places the organism in Eukaryota, Metazoa, Arthropoda, Insecta, Hemiptera, Aphididae. The transcript is spliced from 9 exons. The coding region runs from base 641 to 2461 and encodes 606 amino acids.